GCGAAGACUGAUUGGUCGAUACAAAAUGGCCACAUGACACGAAUAUCAGAAGUUUUCAUUUCCAAGCGCAUUUCGAGACGUUAGUCAAUUAUGGACAAAGUUACAUGUGAUGUCCACGGUGGGGUAUGUAUGCUAAAGACUGGCGUGAAAGAUGGCCCAAGCAAAGGCAAAAGCUUUUACGUGUGUGUGGACAAGCGUGGCUGUGACUUCAGCAGAGUGGCCAGCAUCUCGGCCUCUCGCUGCCUCCAGCAUGAAGAUUCCAUCGUGGAGCUCCAGGCGUUGACGUACAGCCAGCAGGAAGAGUGCGACAGGUUGUUCUACAGGUGCGUUGAGGGUAAAAAAGCCGGACAGCGAUGGUGUGGAAAUGUGCCCUGGGCUAUGCCAGAGAUGGAUGAGAAUAAGUGUAAAAAAUCGGCACACGCUUCCUGUCUGCCACCAGUGCGAAACCCCUUCAAGGCUCCGGAAAAACUGGGCCAAGAAUCACAGUGGAGGAAGAUGCAAAGACAAAGUGAAAGCAAAGACAACAUGGAGACGAAAAGUAGAGCAGAAGAAGGUGAGGGGGAAGGUAGGCCAGUCACACCUGAAACACAUAGAGGACAACAUCUUCCAGCAGGGAUGAAGCUGAAGAAGAAAUCUGGGGAUAAAACACAUCCUCCAAGCAAAAGUGACAUAACCACCUCUGGAGGUUCUGUAACAGAAACAAGCAUCUCUAUAUCUGUUCCCAAAAGUGACAUGGCCACCUCCAAAGGUUCUGUUGAAACAACGAGUGUCUCCACUUGUAAACUGAAAAACAACAUGGCCACCUCCGGAGUCUCUAUGUCUGGGCCCAAAAGCAACACGGCCACCUCCAUCACUGCCACGGCUGUACCCAAAAGCGAAAUGCCCACCUCCGGUGUCUCCAUGUCUGCACCCAACAGUGAAACGGUCUCCUUCAGAGGUCCAGCAGUAACCGAGCGGAGCUCUCCAUCUGUACCCAAUACCAACAUGGCCACCUCCAAAGAUUCCAUGCCAAUGUCUGUUGCCUCCACGACUGCCCCCCAAAGUGAAAUGGUUGCCUUUGGAGGUUCCUCCACGCCAAGCAUCUCUUCAUCUCCGCCCAAAAGUGAAACGGUUGCCUCCGGAAAGUCUGACAACAGCGCAGGGCAGUGGAGACCCCAUCAAAGCAAACAGUGCCAAGAUGAUGAGGACGACGACUUUGCGCUGGUGUCUGUAAAGCCCCCUCAAAAGCCCCACCAGACCCUCACCUCCACCGCCAUCCAGAAGCCUCUGACUUCCUACUCCGCCUUUCAGCCGGCCUCCCAUGUGAUGCACAAGAUGCUGUCCACUCAGCUCCAGCAGAAAAAGGCUACGCUGGCGGUGGUAAACGUGGCGGCGCUGCCAGACAAAGGUGAGCGUCUGAGGACUCAGGUCAGAGAGCUGGAGGCGGCUCUGGAGUCUCUCGACCUCACUCCCGCAGAUGAGAAGCCACCCACCAGCCAGGUAGCGAACCCCUUCAGCCGCCCGGGGGGCACCAUCCUCAUUCCGGCCCCUCCUGCCCCAGGACCCCACCCACAGCCAAAUCGGGGCUUCUCCCAGAUGCAUGGAGAGCACCAGGCCUACUACGGCGGCCGCAUGACGGACAACCGCCUGCUGGCCGUGAAAAACGCCACGUGCAAGGCCAUCGACCACCUGCACACGUCGCUGGAGUCCUGCCCGGCCGCCGACGCCGAGGCGCCGGACCCUAGGGGUCUCCGGGUGUCGCUGUUGGCUCACCAGAGGAGAGCUCUGGCCUGGCUGCUGUGGAGGGAAGCACAGAAUCCAUGCGGAGGCAUUUUGGCGGACGACAUGGGCCUGGGGAAAACGCUCACCAUGAUCGCCCUCAUGUUGGCGCAGAAGAGCAAGGUGAAGGCGGAAGGGGAGGACGAGGAGGAGAAGAAGCAGGAGGAAGGCUGGCUGUCAAAAACUGAUUGCCGACCGAGGCCCUCCAAAGGCACGCUGGUCAUCUGCCCGGCCUCGCUGGUCCACCACUGGAAGAAGGAGAUUGAGCGACACGUGAAGGCAGGUCGCCUCAGCGUGUACUUGUACCAUGGAUCGGACCGCAACAAGAACGCCCGAGUGCUGGCUCAACACGACGUGGUGGUGACCACAUACGCUUUGGUGUCCAGGGAAGCGCCUGGCCAAAAGGAGGCGGACCAACCCAACAAGGAAGCCAAAGAUGCGCCAGCCGCAGCGGGCGGCGGCCCCCUCAUGCGUGUGGCGUGGGCCCGUGUGAUCCUGGACGAGGCGCACAACAUUAAGAACCCCAAGGUGCAGCAGUCCAUGGCCGUGUGCCAGCUGAGGGCGGCCGCCCGCUGGGCCGUGACCGGCACGCCCAUCCAGAACAACCUGCUGGAUAUGUACUCGCUGCUCAAGUUUCUGCGCUGCGCUCCAUUUGAUGAGUACAAACUAUGGAAGGCGCAAGUGAACAAUGGCUCCAAGCGAGGCAGGGAACGACUCAACAUCCUGACCAGGGCUUUGUUGCUGCGACGAACCAAAAACCAGCAGGAUUCUUCAGGAAAACCGUUGGUGGCGCUUCCUGACCGGACCUGUAAGGUGCAUCAACUUAAACUGUCUGAGGACGAGCAAGCGGUCUAUGACGUGGUAUUUGCCCAGUCCAGAUCUACUCUGCAGAACUACCUGAAGAGACACGAAGGGAACGACUUAAAGGGAGAGAGCGCCUCUGCUUCCAAUCCCUUUGACAAGGCGUCCCAAUCUGACCUGCCCGUGGCUUCAUCCCAACAACCACAGCGGGCUGCCAGCACCGCCCACAUCUUGUCGCUGCUGCUGCGUCUGCGACAGUGCUGCUGCCACCUAUCACUGCUUAAAAAGACUCUGGAUUCAUCGGAGCUGCAAGGCGAUGAUGUGGUCUUGACCCUGGAGGAGCAGCUCAACGCUCUGUCGCUCACAUCCGUGUCCUCGGCGUCAGAUGGUGGCGAGGACACGGUGGGCCUGAAUGGGACACGUUUCCCUUUGCGGCUGUUUGACGAGAGCAGCAGGAGCACCAAGAUUUCUGCCAUUGUGUCAGAGCUGGAGGCCAUCCGAGCGAGCGGUGACAACCAGAAAAGCGUGAUCAUGUCCCAGUGGACCAGCAUGCUGGGCAUCAUGGCCGUCCACCUGAAGCAGAUGGGCCUCCGCUACGGCGUCAUCGAUGGAACUGUCAACCCGAAACGCCGCAUGGACCUGGUGGAGGAAUUCAACACCAACCCCAAGGGACCGCAGGUGAUGCUUGUGUCUCUCUGUGCCGGAGGCGUCGGCCUCAAUCUCAUCGGCGGGAAUCACCUCUUCCUCAUGGACAUGCACUGGAAUCCAGCCUUAGAGGACCAAGCCUGUGACCGAAUCUACCGCGUGGGACAGAGGAGAGAUGUCAGCAUCCAUCGGUUCGAGUGUGAGGGCACAGUGGAGCAGAAGAUCGCCACGCUGCAUGCCAAGAAGAAGGAGCUGGCCCAGAGCGUGCUCUCGGGAACUGGCAACGCCGUCGCCAAGCUAUCCCUAGCAGACCUCAAGAUCAUUUUUGGCGUUUGAACAUCGAAGUGUGUUUAAAUUCAUUGGGUACAAAAAUGAAUAGAACCAAGGUUCACUUCCAAGUACAAACAGGCGAAUAUUUUCAUUUUGUAGUUGUGUAUUUGCAAGGAGCAUGGAGGACGCCCACCAGCCCAACUGACUCCUGGGCUCCUGACUUGGCUGUCCCACUUCAAGGCACCUUAGUGCUUGCAGUAGAACUUUCUGCAUAAUUACCCCUCAUUUGAAAUUUUAUUUAUUUACAUUAGCUUUUUUUGUUUACAUUUCACAAUACUGUGCUGUUUGUGUUCAUUAAAAAAACAAGACUUUCA
This is a messenger RNA of Hippocampus zosterae (dwarf seahorse), 3848 nucleotides long. It is a transcript of the gene ttf2, whose product is annotated as transcription termination factor, RNA polymerase II. Lineage: Eukaryota; Metazoa; Chordata; Actinopteri; Syngnathiformes; Syngnathidae. The coding region runs from base 91 to 3540 and encodes 1149 amino acids. The transcript has 21 exons. The record is from RefSeq and is a predicted model, not a curated record. Gene Ontology annotation, molecular function: zinc ion binding; ATP-dependent chromatin remodeler activity; ATP binding.